Molecule: messenger RNA, 2610 nt
Organism: Pseudo-nitzschia multistriata
Lineage: Eukaryota; Bacillariophyta; Bacillariophyceae; Bacillariales; Bacillariaceae
Source: the annotation of a GenBank genome assembly
AGACAGAAGGCAAGACCGAUACAUUCGCGUUCGACGAAUCUCUCCACAUCCUGCCGAGUCCUCCAAAUCCAACGAAUCCAACGAUUCGGGGCAAGGAACAAAAGCGCCAAACAACACAGGAUCCUUACGGCACGAUUGGUGCACAAAAUCAAGCCACAAAUUACAMGGCCGAAUACAAUACGAAAUACGAACAAAGCCUUAAGGACAACAAACGCACACACAAACAGCACCCAAAAUGACGACGACGAGAACGACGAGAACAACGACAGCGACGACAGAAAGGGCGGCAGCGACGAUACGAAGGCCCGGGGGGAAGACACCGUCCUCCCUGGCGUUCCUCGCCGCGGGCCUCUGGAUUUUCUGGGCCGCAACGUUGGUGCUCGCGGGAGCAGCCACAACGACGGAGAACCCGAGCGAAAAGGCCGUGCCUACCUUUACCUUUGAAGACCUCCGGCGGAUUUCCAAACACGGUGCGAGCGCGGGGGCAGGCGACAGCGACAGCGAAAGCAGAAACCACCACACCCGAAUCGAGGAGUUCCGGCGGACCCUCUCGACGACCGGCCUGCUGGCCGUUCGCCUGGACGGGGAGACCGGUGCCGGCGUUGCAGUUGCAGAAAGCUACUCUUCGGACCGGAGGGCGGCCCUCGACGGUCUCUGCUCCUGCGUCGACCACCCCGGCUUUCUGGGGCUCGACCAGACCCACUCCAUGGUCCUGGAUUCCUCGUCCACCGUCCGGACCAGCGUCGCCACGGCCACGGCCGGAAAGGACCACCCCCUGCCGCUCCCGGCCGGCCUGGAAGACGCCUGCGGGCAAGACGUCCUCGGUGCCAUGGAGGGCCUCCGGGACGCCCUCUCCUCCGUCUCGGGGGCCUUUGCGGAAGCCCUGGACGGGGCCCUCGGAACMGGCUUUGGCCGCCACGGCCACGGCCAWCGACCGCUCCUCCGGACCGAGGACGGGAAGUCCUACCGGUCGGUCUCGGAGAUUGUCCGCUCGGCCAACCACCUGGAGCAUUUCCACGUGUACACGCGCGAGCCCACCGGAGGGGGCAACGACGACAGCAACGACAGCGACAACCAGUUUAGCAGCAGCAGCUACAGCAGCUACAACAACCACGACGACGACGACGACGACGACGGAAGCCUCGCCUGGGACUGGCACACCGACGCGGGGCUCUUUCUGGUCUUNCGUUGGCACAGGCAAGGUUGCCGGCCCCGCAGAUCUCCGGGCUCGCGCCGUACUCCUCGUAGUCCAUGCACCUCAUCCAGCAGAACAUCGACGUCGCCUCGUCGCACUCGCCGGGGUCCUCGUGUCCGUCGCCGGCAAGGCCCCGGGAGACCACCGCGGUCGGCGAGGAGCAGCCGAGGCCGGAGGGGUCUCCCCGGAUCGUUGCGGCCCGGAGCUCCCCGAAGGUGUUCGCCGCGGCGGAAGAGGGAUGGACCGCCCCCGGGGGCGGGAGGACCAUGCGGCCGUACCAGAGCCUCUGGGCACUAUCGUUUCGGUCGAGCGAGACGGCGUGGGGGACGGAGCGGAGGCCUUGGAUGCUGCCGUUGCCGCUCUGGUUGAUGUAUUGGUGGACGCCGUCCCCCAGCAUCACCACMAGGUCGUCGACGAACGGGUCGAGGUCGAGCUCCGCGGUGGAUCCGUCCGACAACCGGACGAGGAAUCCACCGGUGGACGAUCCAUCGGUUCGCUGGCCGGGGGCAAACACGAGCAUCAUGCCCUGGUCGGUGUGCCACUCGAUGGUUUUGGUAUUGGCAUUGUCUUUGUCUUUGGUUUGGGAACCGCUGCCUUUUCCCGCUUGCGGCUGCGGGUAGUACGAGUGAAAGUGCUCCAGGUGCUCCCCCUCGUGGAUGAGGCGGUCGGCGGAGAGAAAGGCCCCGUCGCCUUCGCCGGCUGCGGCCAAAGAGCUGGGCACAAGGGCGAACCGUUCCGCGAUCGCCCCCAACACUUUUUCGACCCMUUCCCGAAAGGGCCGGCUCGAUUCGGCAAGGGCUGCGCAGGCGGGAGAGGGGUCCCUUUCCGCAAAGAGGCCUUCCCCCGAUCCGGCCAGGGUAUGCAUGGCGAGCGUCCGGCGGCGGUGGAAGCCGUCGAUUCCCACGUCGGCAAAACCCUCGGUGUGGAGCCCUUCGGCGCCCCUGGCGGUGGUGGCGAGGCAUUCCCCGAGGUCGGCCAUCAUGGCUUGCUUGCCCAGGUUCGGUACGUCGGUGAUGGAGACCAGCCCGACCUCGCGGAGGGCCUUCCAGAAGACGUCGUUUUCGUCGCCUGCGUUGGUUCCGUGCUCGGAGGGCAGCAGCUCCGCAAAGGAGAUCCGGGCGGGGACGUAGUUCACCGGUGGGUUUUGUGCAACGCCGACGACGAUGCCGACGCCAUUGGCAUGGGCAUGGGCACCGGGGUGCGAUGCCGCGCAGAGGUAGGCAAAGGCCAGGAGUGGAGUGUGUCUCUUGCAAAAUGGGGUGGUUCUCAUCUUAUUGCUUGCUCGGAACCGAAACGAAAUGGAAAGGAGGGGUGGGGUUGGGUAAGGUGCAACCGACGCUUUGUUGGCAAGACCGAAAGGUAGGAUUGCAGUGCGAUUGAAAAUUUUUUGGAAGGAAUCAAUCCGGCUCGGAAUU